AAUGAGCUUUGCAGCCCCCCCUGAUGCCCCUCUUGCUUUUUUUUCACUUGGCCCACAAGGUCACAAAAACUGGAAAUGUGUGUGUAAGUGUGUGUAAACUUUUUGCUCACUACCGCCCCCCGGAGCUUGUAAGGUGGAAGGUACGGACACACACACACCGGAAGUUUGUUUACACACUUCAGGAAGUGGGUAGGGUUUUAACAAGAAGAAGAGGAAGAUCAAGCUCAAGAUUGACAGCAUGCAACAGAGCCAUUAUGUCCAAAAGGAGGAGAAGGAUAAAGCCUGUAGAUGAUGCAAAGACAUAUAUUCUGUCUUGCACUGACAAGUCUGGAUUUAUGUCAAGACUCAUAGACAGUUUCAAAGGAAGAGGAGUGUUUGCUACGCAGCCCAUUGAACCAGGGGACUUUGUUUUGGAGUACAGGGGUAAACUCCUCACACAGGAAGAAUGCCAGUCACUAACGUACUCAGAGAUUGACUACACAUUUCUCUUUGAUUUUGAGUGGCAGAACCGUCACUUGUGCCUUGAUGCAUCUAAAGAAGAUGGAUCUCUUGGAAGAUUAGUCAAUGACAACCACAAAAAUCCAAAUUGUGUCAUGAGAAAAAUCAUAGUAAACAACAAGCCGCACUUGUGCCUUUUUGCCCUGAAGAAAAUAGAGAUAGGAUCUGAAAUUGACUACAGCUAUGGUGAUGCAAAAUGGCCUUGGCGCAGUAUGGUGAAGACUCCUGCAGCAGCAGAGACAGAGACCAGCCCUCUACCUCAGAUGUUCCACAUGGAAUCAAAGCCAGAUGAGACUAACGCACAGGUGAAAGACCCUCAGACUCCUGCAGCAGCAGAGACAGAGACCAGCCCUCUACCUCAGAUGUUCCACAUGGAAUCAAAGCCAGAUGAGACUAACGUACAGGUGAAAGACCCUCAGACUCCUGCAGCAGCAGAGACAGAGACCAGCCCUCUACCUCAGAUGUUCCACAUGGAAUCAAAGCCAGAUGAGACUAACGCACAGGUGAAAGACCCUCAGACUCCUGCAGCAGCAGAGACAGAGACCAGCCCUCUACCUCAGAUGUUCCACAUGGAAUCAAAGCCAGAUGAGACUAACGCACAGGUGAAAGACCCUCAGACUCCUGCAGCAGCAGAGACAGAGACCAGCCCUCUACCUCAGAUGUUCCACAUGGAAUCAAAGCCAGAUGAGACUAACGUACAGGUGAAAGACCCUCAGACUCCUGCAGCAGCAGAGACAGAGACCAGCCCUCUACCUCAGAUGUUCCACAUGGAAUCAAAGCCGGAUGAGACUAACGCACAGGUGAAAGACCCUCAGACUCCUGCAGCAGCAGAGACAGAGACCAGCCCUCUACCUCAGAUGUUCCACAUGGAAUCAAAGCCAGAUGAGACUAACGCACAGAUGGACAGUGGACCAGAGGUUUCUCGUCAUUUGUGCGAUUCAGAUGAAACUGUUCUGAAAGAAGCCUGUGAUGAGGCUUCUCCAAACAACCAUUCCAGAGAGCAAUCAGAUGAUGAACUUGUUCCACCUCUGAGACGCACAAAAAGCAUUAUGAUGGAUCGACUACAAGAUUUUGCUGGCUGUCUCUACGAUUCAAGUGAUGACAGCACAGAGGGCACUUUGAUUUCUAAGCCUGAAAGGGAUUCACAGAGGCUGAGAAGAUGCUCUCGCCAUCCUAUUCAGGUGCCUCUUGUGGAAUCAGAUAACUCUAACAUUGGCAGUGAAGAUGAGUACAUUCCAUGUCCCAAGGACGAAAGCACAGAAAGUGAUAGCAGUUUGGAAUUAACCCUGGAAGAUAAAAAAAGGAACAAAGGUGCAUCUAGUGAGAGCAGAAGAAAGUCUUCCAGUCGGAGCAAGUUUAUGCCCAGGGAGAGUGGAAGUGAGUCCUCCAAGCAGAAAAGAAGCAGGUCUUCCAGUCGGAGUCAGCUUGAUUUUAGCCAGAAGAGACCCUUUAAAACAGGUCAUGACCCCACACAAAUAUUUCCGAAUAGCAGAGUUGAUGGUAAUGAAAAGAAAAUAGUUGCAACAUAUUCUAAAAAGGAUGUGAGUGUUUCAAUGCCCCUGGAAGAAGAGCAGUCUAUGUAUGUCAAUCCAGUAUUAAAGAAGAUGGAUGGGUCUAGAAGCUACAACAAAAAACAUUUCUGCUUUUAUUGCAGAAAGUUUGUCCAGAAAAUGUCAAGGCACUUGUGGCGUAAACACCAAGAUGAAACAGAUGUUGCAAAAGCAUUCAGUUUGCCAAAGAACUCAAAAGAAAGGAAACUGCAGUUGGACUAUAUACGAAAUAAGGGGAACUUUGAGCACAAUAGUGAGGUUUUGGAGACACAGAAAGGCAAACUCAUCCCAUGGAAGCAACCACAGAAAAAAUCUGAAGGACAGGAAUUUGCACAUUGUAUUCACUGCUAUGGUUUGUUCUCAAGAAGAGCAAUGUGGCGGCAUUUUCAGGUUUGCAACUUCAAACCUGAGAGUAGUAAACCUGGUAAAACUCGUGUUCUAUCUUUGUGUGCUUUCGCUGAACCUGCUCCACCUGGAUUUAAUGAUGCUUAUUGGAAGUUCUUAAGUGUUAUGAAUCAAGACAGGAUUGCAGUUGCUAUUAAAGAAGACCGCUGUAUUCUUGAAUAUGGUUACAGACUGUUCAGGAAGAACGAGAAGGUGGUCAGUCAACACCAGUAUAUUCGGCAAAAACUGAGAGAGCUUGGCAGGCUGUUAUUGAAAGCAAGACAAGUUACACAUGUGAAGACCAUCCAAGAACUCAUAAAACCUGAACACUACAGUCAGGUGGUCACUGCUGCAAAGAGCCUAUCUGGAUUCAGUGAGCAAACUGGCAAAUACCAAUGUCCGUCUCUUGCUCGCAAGGUUGGACACAGCUUGUAUUCUUUGGCCAUGUUUAUCAAGUCCGAAGGCCUGAAAAAGAAAGAUAAACAAGCUACUCAAGAUGCUGAGGAGUUUGCGCUGCUUUAUCAAGAAAGUUGGAGAUUUGACAUUGCAAGCCAAGCAUUAACUCAACUUGACCAGACCAAAUGGAAUGCUCCUCUACUGUUACCUUUCACACAAGAUAUUCAAAAGUUUCAUUGUCAUCUAGCUGAGAAACAGCAGCAACAUUUGAAUGAUCUGCAAAAACACUCAUCACCAUCAAACUGGAAGGAGCUUGCAAAAGUUACCCUCACACAAGUUGUACUGUUUAACCGGCGGAGAGGAGGGGAAGUGUCCAGGAUGCUUCUGUCUGCGUAUCUAUCAAAGGACACAUCAGACACACAUGGUGAUGUUAGCUUGGCCCUUACACCGCUUGAACAGAAGCUGUGCAAGCAUUUUGUAAGGAUUACAAUUGUAGGAAAGAGAGGAAGAAAGGUUCCAGUUCUUUUAACCCCAAUCAUGAGAGAGUCACUUGAUGCUCUGACUGAGAAGAGAGAAGAAUGUGGAGUGCUGUCUGAAAAUGGAUAUCUGUUUGCAUUACCUCACUCUGUCCAUUACAUAAGGGCUUGUGACUGCAUAAGGCAGUUUGUGAACGAAUGUGAUCACCUUGAAAAUCCUAAAGCAUUAACAUCAACAAGACUAAGGAAACAUAUCGCCACCCUCUCUACUGUAUUGAACCUUAAGACCACAGAACUCGAUCAGUUGGCAGACUUCCUUGGCCAUAAUAUUGCUGUCCACCGAAAGCACUACCGCCUUCCGGAGGGCACCCUCCAGUUGGCCAAAAUCAGCAAAGUGCUUCUGGCAAUGGAACAGGGACGCCUAGGAGAAUACAAAGGAAAGAGCCUGGAUGAAAUUCAAGUUGAUGUGAAUGAGACCAUCGGCAUAGAGGGGCCUUCAGAAGAGGACAUUGAAGGAGAACAGGGGUCAGAAGAUGAGAGUAUGUCAUCCCUGAACAUCUGUACCUCAACAUCACAAGUCCAAAACCAGAGAGUGUCUCCAACAGAUGUCAGUAUGCCAGGACAACAGGGGUCAGAAGAUGAGGUCAGCACAUCAUCCCUGCAAGAAUGUACCUCCACAUCACAAGUCCAAAACCAGAGUGUGUCUGCAAGAAAGAGAGGUAAGCAAGCUCCUGUGAGACGUUGGACACCAGAGGAAAUUGCUGCAGUAGAAAAACACCUGAUGAAGUUCAUUGUGAGGCAAGAUGUUCCAGGUAAAGCGGACUGUGAGCGCUGCAUUGCUUCAGAACCGCAAGCGCUACAAAAAAGAGACUGGAAAGCAGUCAAAUAUUUCAUCAAAAAUAGAAUAACUACCAUGAGAAGAAAAUUCUAAUGGAAGCAGUUCAACGAUCAGAGGUAUGGACACACAUUUUCAGUUUGGGUCCUAUACUUUGUUUAAAUGUUUUGAAAUGUACUGUAGUUUAAAGUAGCUGCUGUGGUUUUAGCAGUCAACAACACAUUAAACAAGUACAUGUUUGGCAAAGUCAAAUGUUUGUUUAU
Molecule: messenger RNA, 4402 nt
Organism: Solea senegalensis (Senegalese sole)
Lineage: Eukaryota; Metazoa; Chordata; Actinopteri; Pleuronectiformes; Soleidae
Exons: 18
Coding region: 24-4235 (1403 amino acids)
Molecular function (GO): protein binding
Source: RefSeq, a predicted model, not a curated record